UUUUUCAGAAAUCCCUUCAAUUUUGAUGUAAAAUACGAUGCUAAAAGACAGCUGUAGUGCGAUUCCGUAACUCUUAACGAUGCAUUUGUCGAGUUGUUAAUUAAAGAUUUUUGUCGUUGGCAUAAACGAUUAUUCGAUUCACUAACUCAUCCCUAACUACACUGAACAGCUGACUUUUUCCAUUUAUUCAAAUUGAUAAAAAGUGGCAUCUCCGCUGUUCGAAAUGUCAAAAUGUGCGAAAAGCACAAAGAGGAACAGAAAAAAAACAAUCCCAUUUCUUCGCGCCACUAAUUUGCGUCCAUAUAUUGCAGCAAAGGUAACUAUAUUUUGCUAUUUAUUUAAUUAAUAUGUAUAAGAACUUACUUUCUUCUUAUUUAUAAUUUCAGAAUGGCGUCUACCAGUGGAGCAGCAGCUAAAAGGAGUCGAGCAUCAGCGGAGCAGCUCAACGCUAUGAUCGACCUUCUGACGGAGAACGAAGGGCUUGCGUCCGGAAAGUUCCAGAGUCUCCACGGAAAGCUGGAGUACCAGAAGAAGUGGGCAGAAAUGGCGCAAAAGCUCAACGCAAUGGGAGGAGCUGUGAAGUCAGUGGAACAAUGGCAUACCGUCUGGCGCGAUUUAAAAAGCCGUAUAAGCGUACGCGUACGUGACCGGAAGAGGCAGCAGGCUCUAACAGGCAACAGGCCGAUCGACCAGCCGCCUUUAACGGAUAUGGAGAGGCGCGUAAUUCCUCUGAUUGGGAGCAACUACAUCGAGGGUCACGAAGCGGUGCCCGAUAAUGUGCCAUUGGAAGAGGAGCUGCAAUUGGCCAUGGAGGAUGGGGAGGAAAUUCUCUUCCAUGCAGUGACGUCGGCAUCAGAGUUUGGUGCCGACAGCGAGGUGCAGGCCAGAACAGCUAAAAGUUCUGCGCAGACACCGCGUAGGGGUUUGAAGAGGAAGCGGACGGAAGAAGAGAGCGAUGCCCAGAAAAAAUUUCUGGAAAUCGCUGAAAAGCAAGCCGACGUCUUGAAGAUGGUGGCUGAAAAUAGUACGAGGCAGACAGAUGUCUUGAAGGUGAUGGCCGAAAACAAUGCAAGGCAGACGGAGGCGACGCUUGCGAUGGCUCAGGCUAUGACCGUCGUUGGAGAAGGGAUGAAAGCCUGUGCCGAGGCUUUUCAUCGACUCUCGGCUACUCUCGGCAAUCAGUAAAUAGUAGUAUUUUAAGUAUUAAGAAAUGUAAAUAGUAGUUUUAAGAGUUAAGUUUAUAGUUUUUCUUUUCAUUUUCAAAAUGAAUUAGUUAUUUGUUCCUUUAAUGUUUUAAAUGAAUUAAUUAUUUUGUACCUGAUUGAAGUAUGUACCUUAAGUUUUAAAAAUAUACAGGCUUGGCCAAAAGUAUUAGGCACAACAAUGUAGCACGAUUUUUAAAAUUUUUCUUUUGUUUUUUUAAUGUUUAUUAUUGUUUUAUAAAAGC
Rhagoletis zephyria (snowberry fruit fly) is the source of this 1447-nucleotide messenger RNA. RefSeq lists its product as uncharacterized. The record is from RefSeq and is a predicted model, not a curated record. Gene Ontology annotation, cellular component: nucleus. Lineage: Eukaryota; Metazoa; Arthropoda; Insecta; Diptera; Tephritidae.